Molecule: messenger RNA, 849 nt
Organism: Branchiostoma floridae (Florida lancelet)
Lineage: Eukaryota; Metazoa; Chordata; Leptocardii; Amphioxiformes; Branchiostomatidae
Product: sulfotransferase family cytosolic 1B member 1-like
Exons: 6
Coding region: 1-849 (282 amino acids)
Biological process (GO): sulfation
Cellular component (GO): cytoplasm
Molecular function (GO): sulfotransferase activity
Source: RefSeq, a predicted model, not a curated record
AUGGACCAAUGGUUUGAGUACAAAGGAGCACUCUUUAACCUAGCGUUCACAAAGGAAUCCCUCGACGCCAUACCUGAAUACGUCAUACGUGAUGAUGACGUCGUCAUUGUGACGUAUGUAAAAGCAGGGACGAACUGGGUCGUAGAAAUCGUGAACAAGUUGAUGAGGGCUGCUGGCAAGACAGAUGUUCCCGCAGCAGACAUACCGUUGUGCAUUGCAGCAACAGUGCCAGGGUUUGGACAGCCAGGUCACGUGAUCAUGGAGGACCAACCGUCGCCGAGGAUCAUCCACACGCACCUUCCGUGGCAUCUGGCACCCAAAAUGAUCACCAGUCCGAAAGGAAAGUUCAAAGCUAUAGUGGUGAUGAGGAACCCGAAAGACACGGCUGUGUCCUGGUACCACUAUAAUCAAAAGUUGUCACCAUCAUUGGGAACUCAACGCGACAUACCCUGGGACGAGUAUGUACAGCGUUUUUUGGAUGGAAAAGUAAUACUUGGUGACUUCUACGACCACGCCCUCGGCUGGUGGCAGAUGCGAGACGACCCCCACUUCCUGUUUCUGAAGUAUGAAGACAUGAACAAGGACCUGUCUGGUACUGUCAGGAAGAUAAAGCAAUUCUUGGACAUCAGUUUGGAUGACGUCACCACAGCAAGCAUCGUUGAGUCGUGCACCUUCGCCAGUCUGACGUCUGCUUGGGCCGACUCGGGAAACCCAAUCCAAACUAUCGUCGCCAGGAAAGGUGCGGUCGGUGAUUGGAAGAACAGUUUCUCUGAGUCUCAGAGUAAGGCGUUCGAUGCCAAAUACAGGGAGAGACUGGAGGGGACCGGUCUCAAGUUUGACUUUGAGUAA